Molecule: messenger RNA, 738 nt
Organism: Castor canadensis (American beaver)
Lineage: Eukaryota; Metazoa; Chordata; Mammalia; Rodentia; Castoridae
Source: RefSeq, a predicted model, not a curated record
AGCCCGUUCUGCCACCCUGGAGAUCCCGAAUCCAACUCGGCCCCAGUUCUCCGCUGCCUCUGCUCUUCCGUUCAUCAUGCCAUUCAUUGAGCUGGACACUAAUUUGCCUGGCAACCGUGUGCCCGAGGGACUAGAGAAGCGACUCUGCUCGGCCACCGCCGCCAUCCUGAACAAACCUGAGGAGCGCAUAAAUAUUACCGUGAGGCCUGGCCUGACCAUGACCCUGGGCGGAUCCACGGAACCUUGUGCCCAGCUGGUUGUCUCCUCCAUCGGCGUGGUGGGGACCGCUGAGGAGAACCGUGGCCACAGUGCCCGCUUCUUCGAGUUCCUCACUAAGGAGCUGGCCCUAGGCCAGGACCGCAGCCUGGAACAUAUGGGCAGUUGGCUUGGUUUAUGAAGAAUAUUGAACUGGGAUGUUUCCUGUUGUCACAUUUGCUGCUCCAUAUGUUUAUAGCAAUGAAAUCAGGUGAAAGGCUCAGCCUGGAGGGUUGCAACACAAUGGGAAUGUGUGGGAGCACCUGGUCUGCCCUGGAACUUCCUGCAUACUCUGGUGAUGGCCUGAGAUUUCUAAUCUCAACUUAGUGUGGCCUAGACCGUCACUUUCUGUUGAUUGCUAUGCUGGCCUGGCACACAGGGCUGCUUGCAUUUCAGGGAUCUUCCCUGGACUCACUUUGCAUGCUGACUCUUGUUGACAAAUGACUGGAGCAGGGAGCUGUGCAUUAUGCAAAAUGCAUGCCA